This is a messenger RNA of Neomonachus schauinslandi (Hawaiian monk seal), 1616 nucleotides long. It is a transcript of the gene HGH1, whose product is annotated as HGH1 homolog. The transcript is spliced from 6 exons. The coding region runs from base 67 to 1284 and encodes 405 amino acids. The record is from RefSeq and is a predicted model, not a curated record. Lineage: Eukaryota; Metazoa; Chordata; Mammalia; Carnivora; Phocidae.
CGCUCCCUUGAUGGGCGGGUUCUCGAUCCCCGUGGCGGCCUGGGUGAUCGGGAGGCACCUGCAGGCAUGGGGGAGGCCCGGACUGGCACGGGCGCGCCGGCUGAUGGGCUAGCUCCCGCAGGGUUGCCGAUGCCGGAGGCCGGCGUGGAGGCGGAGGUGGCGAAGCUGCUGCCCUUCCUGGCGCCCGGGGCGCGGGCGGACCUGCAGGCGGAGGCGGUGCGGCACGUGCUGGCGCUGACCGGCUCUGGGCCCGGUCGGGCGCUGCUGGCUGGCCAGGCGGCGCUGCUGCGGGCGCUGGUCGAGCUGGCUGCGGCCGCGGCCCCGGCCCCGGCCCGCGACGCCGCUCGUGCGCUCGUCAACCUGGCUGCCGAGCCCGGCCUGCACGAGCGGCUGCUGGAGGCCGAGCCCGCGCUGCCUGCCCGCCUGCUGGGCCGCGCGUUGGACCCAGCGUGGCCCUGGGCCGAGGAGGCGGCCGCCGCGCUGGCCAAUCUCAGCCGCGAGCCGGCGCCGUGUGCCGCGCUGAUGGCAGCGCUGGAGGCCGAGGAGCCGGGGGAGUCGGGCCUGGAGCGGCUGGUGCGCGCGCUGUGCACGCCCGACUACAACGCCCGGGCGCCCCUGCAUUACCUGGGGCCAGUGCUCUCCAACCUCAGCCAGCGUCCCGCGGCGCGGGCCUUCCUGCUGGACCGCGAGAGGUGCGUGGUCCAGAGGCUGCUGCCCCUUACCCAGUUCUCAGACUCCUCGGUGCGCAGGGGCGGGGUGGUGGGGACUCUCCGAAACUGCUGCUUCGAGCAUCGACACCACGAGUGGUUGCUUGGGCCCCAGGUGGACAUUCUCCCUUUCUUGCUGCUGCCCCUGGCUGGGCCUGAGGACUUCUCUGAGGAGGAGAUGGAGCGGCUGCCUGUCGACCUGCAGUAUCUGCCGCCAGACAAGCGGCGAGAGCCUGAUGCUGACAUCCGCAAGAUGCUCCUCGAGGCCAUCAUGCUGCUAACAGCCACAGCGUCUGGUCGGCAGCAGGUGAGAAACCAGGGAGCCUACCUGAUCCUGCGUGAGCUACACAGCUGGGAGCCAGAGCCCGACGUGCAGGUGACUUGUGAGAAACUCAUUCAGGUGCUCAUUGGGGAUGAGCCAGAGCCGGGCAUGGAAAAUCUGCUGGAGGUACAGGUGCCCGAGGAUGUGGAGAGACAGCUGCAGCAGCUGGACCACCAGGAGCUGGAGCAGCACACCCAGGUGCGGCCACAGGAGCUGGCCCCAGAACCACAAGCAGAGGGGGCUACACCCACCUGAGGCCCUUGCAACCCACCACCGGCUCCAGGCCCACCUUUGCCAGCCCUUCAGUCCAGGCCUUCCUGCAGCCACCCGCAGGCCUCUGGGUCUCCUUGCUCAGAGGUUGUUCCCUGCUGAAAAGCAGAACUAUGCUUACGCUCAGGGUGAGGUGUCUAGGGCGAAUGCCCAAUAAACCUGCGAGGGUCGGGGUACCUCCUCGUGCCCUCGAGCAACUCAGCUUGCUCAGACCAGCACUGAUCAGCCAGAGCUAGUCACGCCCUGUGACUCUCAGGUACGUACCUCCAGGAAGGUGGCCGAUGGGGCUGGACAGAUAAGCCGUACAAGCCUGAGCA